UAUAUAUAUAGACGGAUGCAUACAUAGAAGCACCUACAUCUGAGCAUCACCACAGCUUCUCUCUGAGAAUCACUCGUAGAUUUCAUUUGCUCUCUCUCCUAACCCAUCUUUGCCGCGAACCAGGAGCUACCCUGCGAGGGAGAGAAAGGAAGUCGUUGUUCGGAAUCUGAAUUUCCAAGUGAGAAGGAAAGCAAGGAGCAAAAAUGGCAAAGAAUGUGGGAAUUCUCGCCGUGGAGAUCUACUUCCCUCCCACCUGUAUUCAACAGGAAUCAUUGGAGGCUCAUGAUGGUGCCAGUAAAGGAAAAUACACAAUUGGACUCGGCCAAGAUUGUAUGGCCUUUUGUACUGAGGUGGAAGAUGUAAUCUCAAUGAGUUUGACAGCGGUUACAUCCCUCCUUGAGAAAUAUGGGAUUGAUGCCAAACAAAUUGGUCGCCUGGAAGUAGGCAGUGAGACUGUAAUAGACAAGAGCAAAUCAAUUAAGACCUUCUUGAUGCAAAUCUUUGAGAAAAGUGGAAACACCGACAUUGAAGGCGUUGACUCAACUAAUGCAUGCUAUGGCGGAACAGCAGCUUUGUUCAACUGUGUCAACUGGGUUGAGAGUAAUUCAUGGGAUGGGCGCUAUGGACUCGUUGUGUGCACUGACAGUGCGGUCUAUGCAGAAGGACCAGCCCGGCCCACUGGAGGAGCAGCUGCUAUUGCCAUUCUAGUAGGACCUGAUGCUCCUAUUUCUUUUGAAAGCAGAUUCAGGGGGACUCAUAUGGCUCAUGCCUAUGAUUUUUACAAGCCGAACCUUGCUAGUGAAUAUCCGGUUGUUGAUGGGAAACUUUCUCAAACAUGUUAUCUCAUGGCUGUUGAUACUUGCUACAGACAGUUCUGCAAGAAGUACGAGAAACUAGAAGGCAAACAAUUUUCGCUUGCUGAUGCUGAAUGUUUUGUAUUUCAUUCUCCAUAUAACAAGCUUGUACAAAAAAGCUUUGCUCGCUUGUUGUACAAUGAUUUCUUGAGGAAUGCCAGCUCUGUUGAUGAGGUUGCUAAAGAAAAGCUGGGACCGUUUUCCACAUUAUCUCUAGAUGAAAGCUACCAGAACCGGGACCUUGAAAAGGCAACCCAGCAACUUGCAAAGCCCCUAUACGAUGCAAAGGUGCAGCCUACCACUUUAAUACCGAAGCAAGUUGGCAACAUGUACACUGCGUCUCUAUAUGCGGCAUUUGCAUCCCUUAUUCACAAUAAACAUACCACAUUGGCAGGUCAGCGGGUGGUAAUGUUCUCAUAUGGGAGUGGCUUAACUGCCACAAUGUUUUCGUUGAAAUUCCAGGAGGGUCAACAUCCCUUUAGCUUAUCGAACAUUGCCACUGUGAUGGAUGUCCAAAGGAAAUUGGAUUCAAGGCAUGAGUACUCCCCAGAGAAGUUUGUUGAAACCAUGAAGCUAAUGGAGCACAGGUAUGGAGCCAACGACUUUGUGACAAGCCAGGACAUUAGCCUUUUAUCUCCAGGCACAUUCUAUCUUACUGAAGUUGACACUAUGUAUCGGAGAUUCUACUCCCAGAAGGCUGGGGACAAGGCCAAUGGCACCCAAUGUGAGAAGGGUUCUCUUGUCAAUGGUCGCUGAGAGUGAACAAAUUAGAGCACGUGUGCCAGAACGUUGGCUCAUGUUCUUAGGUGUUGUUUGUCAGUAGAAAGAACAUCCUUCCAUAAUGAAGUUUUUAUGCCAAAGCAAGUACUUUGUCAGCUUAUACCGUUCUGAGGUUCGUUCGUUCUUUGUUUUUCACUUCCUAUUUCCACUUUUCAAAUGUAAGUUUAUCUUAAUAAUCAUUACCCUUGUUCAAACCAAAAUGUCAUCUCUUUGGAUGAUGAUAAUGUAACAAACGCUGAAGUUCUUGAUAUUAUUAUACAAGCACUCUGUUGAAUCAA
Messenger RNA from Juglans microcarpa x Juglans regia, 1912 nucleotides. RefSeq names its product hydroxymethylglutaryl-CoA synthase-like. The coding region runs from base 204 to 1610 and encodes 468 amino acids. The transcript is spliced from 12 exons. The record is from RefSeq and is a predicted model, not a curated record. Gene Ontology annotation, biological process: acetyl-CoA metabolic process. Lineage: Eukaryota; Viridiplantae; Streptophyta; Magnoliopsida; Fagales; Juglandaceae. Gene Ontology annotation, molecular function: hydroxymethylglutaryl-CoA synthase activity.